UGCUGUGAUAGCUCCCAGAGUUCAAGAAGCAAUACUCUCCAGAGCCUCUCUGAAACGACCAUCUGUACCAGGACAAGCGAUAGCCAAAAAGAAUCCUAGCCAAGGUCAACAGGCUGUUGUUAAAGCUGCUCUCAGUAUCUUGCUAAAUAAAGCUGUUUUGCAUGGCUGUCCUCUGCCCAGAACAGAGCUAGAUAAUUAUAUAGCAGAUUUUAAGGGAGGAAAUUUUCCUUUAUCCGUGGUUUCAAGCUACAAAAAUUGCAGUAAAAAAAGAGGUGAGAAUGCUUCUUGGAGAAAAGUCAGCACAAGUCCUCGCAAAAAGUCAGGCCAUUCAUCCUCCCAGUCUUGGAAUGUUCAGGAGACAAACACUGAAGGUAUAAAAUCUAAGACUAUGUUGCAACCAAACUGUAAGAAAAGAGCUUCUCUUGCCACAAAGUCUUCAGAGAAGGAUCAAUUGAGAACGUUAAAUCUGGAGCAAAGACUGUCCCUUGGUUCUGAUGAUGAAGUAGAUCUUGUGCAGGAACUUCAAAGUAUGUGUUCCAGCAAAUCUGAGCCUGAUAUAAGCAAGAUUGCAGAAUCUAAGGGUGAGGUAUUGCUGUUCAAUAGUUCUCAGAACAAUCCCGUAUUUGCAGCAAGUGGUACUAACCAAAGUAAAACAACAGCACAAAGGGCUGGAAUGCGUCCUCUCAGCAGCAGUCGAACUGUGGAAAGCAGCAACAGUAAAUCAAAGACAGAGUUGGGUGUUUCAAGAGUUAAAUCUUUUCUUCCUGUUCCUAGAAGUAAAGUCACCCAGCCUUCUCAGAAUACUAAAAAAAGCAGCAGCAGUAAUACAAGGCAAAUAGAGGCAGAUAUUAACACAAAAAGAGAGAUUUGGAAUUUGCACAAAAAAGAACAAAUAGAAAAAUCUAAUAAAUAAACCUGCCUCCCAUACAAUUUUCUGUGUUCAUAUAAUCUCUACUGCAAAGAACCAAGUACACAAAUUUGUAAAUAUUUUUUUAAAAUAAACUGUUUCCCUGUAAUGUAAAGUUUGUACAGGACCACAGUUUUAUUUCUGUGUAAAUCAGCUGGAAAUUAUCUUGAUUUAAACUUCAGAAAUGGGCAGUUUUGCAACCUUCAUAGAUUUUUUUUCUUCUUCUUCCUUUAUUAUGAAAAUUACUCAUUUAAAUGAUAAUAUUCAGGGGUAUUACCACAAGAUUCUCUUUGUGUAUAUACUGUACAUAAAUGUAUUAAGUUCACAUAUUAAACUGCAUUCAGAUGAGUUGCACAAUAUGUACAGCAAUGGCUUAAAGCUAUUGUACAUGC
Molecule: messenger RNA, 1299 nt
Organism: Merops nubicus (carmine bee-eater)
Lineage: Eukaryota; Metazoa; Chordata; Aves; Coraciiformes; Meropidae
Product: cortactin-binding protein 2-like
Exons: 6
Coding region: 389-913 (174 amino acids)
Source: RefSeq, a predicted model, not a curated record